GGUUCUGAAGAUAUACGGUCGACAUUUCCUCAAUUUAUUUCAGACUUUUCAAACAGACUUUAUGCUUCAUAUACUAACAAACGUGUUGGUCUUUUCUCCUCAUGCCAGUGCUGUACUUUCUUCGUGGGGGUAAAAAAAAGUGACCGACUAUGAACAGACCAGGACCUUCAUUCAACAUGGGUUCUCACUUGCCGGGCCAGGUGAAUGGUGGGUUCACCAUAACAGAAGAGAAUGAAAUGCCAGUGACUAGCCUGUCUGGGAACGGGACAGCCACUAAGAACAGAGCCCAGGCGUUUGGAGAUCCCGAAAGGAUUGAAAAAGGUCAUCAGCCGGUGUUUGAGUCUUUCACCGAAGACUAUCCUGCAGAUCCCUCCAUUUUGUCCGCCAUGGAGAGAACACUGGCCGCCUUCAUGAACCAAGGGCUGCUAUUGGUGGGGAUCGGCACGGCGUUGAUGACGUAUAACCAAAACGGUCCGAACAUCGUGGGUUGGGUGCUGGUGCCGGCCGGGGUGCUUCACAUCAUCUGGUCUUGUCUGUGGUGGACCGGCUCGCUGGUUGUGCUGAUCGUGGCGGCGUCUAUAGUGGAACUGUCCUGUAACAUCAUCUUCGGCGCCUUCGUGCGCGUUACCUUCCCUGACGGGGAGGGACAGGGGCUGGCAACAACCGAGAAUCCUUAAGGCUUAAGGAUCCUUCUAAUGUCUUAAGGAAUGCCUAAUAUGUGUUUCAGGGCAUGUUGUCCUCUGUCGUAUCAUUAAGAGCCGUAAUUAAUUCAUUGUCAGGAUGUUCGGAGCUGUUGUCUUACUCAGUGAACAAAUGUCCCAGAGCG
Molecule: messenger RNA, 826 nt
Organism: Branchiostoma belcheri (Belcher's lancelet)
Lineage: Eukaryota; Metazoa; Chordata; Leptocardii; Amphioxiformes; Branchiostomatidae
Exons: 5
Coding region: 150-677 (175 amino acids)
Source: RefSeq, a predicted model, not a curated record